Messenger RNA from Aspergillus niger, 1011 nucleotides. RefSeq lists its product as uncharacterized. Gene Ontology annotation, biological process: nucleotide metabolic process. Lineage: Eukaryota; Fungi; Ascomycota; Eurotiomycetes; Eurotiales; Aspergillaceae. The record is from RefSeq and is a predicted model, not a curated record. Gene Ontology annotation, molecular function: ATP binding; ATP:ADP adenylyltransferase activity. The transcript has 5 exons. The coding region runs from base 1 to 1011 and encodes 336 amino acids.
AUGGGAAGUCGGGCCGGCCAGCGAUCGGAGUCUUCUGCCCGCCUUUUGCCCCACACUUUCCCCUUCCCGCAGGUGUCGCAUGGCGAUUGCCUUCCUGAUCAACAACCCAACCCAACUCACACACGCCCUCGCAAGAUGCAGUUGGGUCUCUCGGAAAGCCUGUCUUCCCUGUAUCAAGUUCGCUAUUGUCCAGCUCUUGCGAAGAAACCAACAGGCGCCCCUAAGCCUGACAAGGGCCCCAGUGGACCGAAACCCGAUCCCUUCCAAGAUCCGUCUCCCGACCUUCUCCUCGCUCAGAUUCCUCGCGAGAACCCGUCGCACGUGCUGGUCUUGAACAAAUUCCCUGUAAUACCGAAUCACUUCAUUCUUGCUACAAAGGCGUGGCAAUCGCAGACAGACCUCCUCGACAAGGAAGAUCUAGAAGCCGCAUAUGCCUGUAUCAAAGCAUGGGCCGAGGGAAGUCACGCAGAGGGCCAAGGGAGCAAGAAACUCUUUGCCUUCUUCAAUUCUGGCGACGAGAGCGGUGCAAGUCAACCCCAUAGACAUUUGCAGUUUCUUCCUGUCGAGGCCAUGGCGCAGGGUGACUCCCAAAACUGGCAGCCCCUGAUUGACGCCGUGCCUUUUGCGCAUUUUGCACGUCCCUUGCCAUCAAACCCCUCCAGUGAGGCUCUCCAUCAGAUCUACCUGUCUUUGUACAGAGCGGCAGUAGCAACGGCAAAGGGAGACCUCAGUGACGCCGGCCAAGUCACUGGUCCUGCCACCAUUAGUUACAAUCUUGCUAUGACUGAGACAACCAUGAUGAUCUGCCCGAGGCGGAUUGAUUCAACAGCAUCUGUAGAUGUUGCUGAGGCGGGCGUUGUCGCACUUAACGGCACAGUCCUUGCUGGUACCCUGAUGGUCAAGGCUGAGGCCGAAUGGGACGAGUUGCGUCGGAAUCCCACUUCGCUACAUAAUGUGCUUGCAGCUAUUGGAUAUCCUCAACCAGAUUCGCGGGAAGUUUCUUUGUUGUAG